Messenger RNA from Penicillium samsonianum, 243 nucleotides. RefSeq lists its product as uncharacterized. The transcript is spliced from 3 exons. The record is from RefSeq and is a predicted model, not a curated record. Lineage: Eukaryota; Fungi; Ascomycota; Eurotiomycetes; Eurotiales; Aspergillaceae. Bases 1 to 243 code for a protein of 80 amino acids.
AUGUCUGGGUCGUGGAAGGAAUCCGAAGAACACACUCUCGAACAGUUCGAAAAACUCUGGACCAACCAGAAGUUCGGCGUCAGUGGUCGCGGUGUGCGCCCUGAAGCUCAUCGGGACGGACAAGAGUUGCAGUUGUUCGGCCAAACCUCAACCCUCGAUGAAUCUAUGCUGGUAUGGCAUAUGCCUGGCAAUCAUCGCCUACGUGACAUGAACAGAAGAGUAGGAAGUCCCUUCCAUCGUUGA